Molecule: messenger RNA, 594 nt
Organism: Lolium perenne
Lineage: Eukaryota; Viridiplantae; Streptophyta; Magnoliopsida; Poales; Poaceae
Source: RefSeq, a predicted model, not a curated record
AUGGAGCCCUUCAGCCGGAAUGAUCUGCCGCCGUUGAGGUUCGCGUGGCAGCAGCUCGAGGAUGGGGAUCUGGCGUCGAGGGUGUGGACGCUGGAUCACGUCGAUCCGGCUGACCAAGCCGGCGACGACGAGAGCCCGGAGGCGGCUGAACAGGCCACCCAGGGGCAUGAUGACCCGCCGCCUUCGCCGCAGCCGGAUGAGCAGGAGGUGGAGAUACCGACUUCCUCGGCGCCGAUCCCCGCGGUGCCCCUCUCGACGAGGCCGCCCAUGGCUUCUUCGUCUGCACCCAAGGGGCGGAAGCGGACCACCGCCCAGCUGGAGGCGGAGGCCAAGAAGCAGCGCCGCAAGGGGCCGAAGCCGGUCCCCGAAGCAGCCGGGGCCGCCAUCAAGUUCAACAAGAGUGCCAGCCUUGGCCCGGCCUCUGGCGUUGUGUUGUCGCCGACUUUGCAGCGGCAGAGGAGGGAGCCGACUCCGCAGCCUCCGCCGCGGGCGCGCACGCCGCCCAUCUUCCCGCCUCCUGCUCCGGGGGCGGGGUCUUCUGCGCCGCCUCCUAGCUCCAGCGCUCAGGGCGAGCCAGCUCACCGCGCCGCCUAG